AUGUCGAACGAGAUGGCGUCGUCGCCAUCGCCGCCGCAGUCUCCGACAGCAAAGCUGCCGCCAUCCUUCUCCGAGGCCGACAAGAACUCGGACUCGGGCGUGUCGCCGAUGACACAGGCCCCUGGCAAGGCCCUCAACACCGUUGCUGGGAGCGGUGACGACUAUUUCCCCUCGACGAGCGAGCCGGUAGCCAGCAUGCCGGCGGCCGUCGAUGCCGGCGGCCGUCGCAGCGAACCACGACCCGCGCCCUCGGACACGUCGUCCAGCAGCGGCAGAUCUGGCAACGCUGUCAGCCCUCUGUUCGUGCCCAAAGGUGGGGGACAGGGCCGUAAAGGCUCCCUUCUCGAUCUCAACUAUCCCGAGAGCAGCGACCGAUGGUCGAGAAAGUCGUCCGCCGCCUCAGUCUCGUUCCGCUCCCCGUCGGACCCAGCUCUCCCACAGGGCAACCCAAAGCAGAACCGGCUCCGCCGCUCGCCGUCGCCCAAAAGGUUCCGGCAGCAUGUCGCUUUCGACAACAUCCCCAUAGGGGAACCCACUAAAUCAAACACUCUCAGCUACACAUUGAGCAUCAGCCAUCAUGGGUACCACCCUCGUCGUAGGUCGCGAACCAUGAUGGUCGGGCUUGACGAGAACGCCUAUUCCGAUGUCGCCCUUCAAUGGCUGCUAGACGAGUACGCCGACGAUGGCGACGAGGUCAUCUGCGUCCAUGUUACCGACAAGGAUGCCCGUGCUGUUGAGGAGAAGAACUACAAAGCGCACGCAGACGCCUUGGUAGAACGAAUCAAAGCAAAGAUACCCGAGAACUGCGCGAUCAGUAUAAAACUAGAAUACGCGGUCGGAAAGCUGCACGUCACAUUCCAGAAGUUGAUCCAAGUCUACCAUCCUAGCAUGCUGGUGGUAGGAACCCGGGGCCGCUCUCUCGGCGGCAUCCACGGCCUAGUCACUAAGAACUCAUUUUCCAAAUAUUGCCUACAGUACUCACCAGUCCCAACAGUAGUUGUUAGGGACUACGAAAAGAGGAAGAGGAAGAAGGAUAAGAGAACAAACGACCCUUCACGACACAGCUAUGCCGCUAUGUUGGCCGCCACCCAUGGCCAGCAUGAAGCAGACCGAGAGGCGACCAGCUUAUAUGAUAUAGAGGCCCGCAUUUCACCAGAUGAGGAAGCCCAUAGGGUUGCCGCAGCCAUCGGUCUCCCUGCGGCCUUUGACCCGACCUUGAAGCCUAUUGAUAUUGAUCAGUAUCUGGGCCGCCGUUCCCGGCCAAGCACACCGCCUGCGGUGGCGGCUCCUGAGGUCGAGGUGAAAGAGCCCCUCCCGUUGUUAGUUCCGGUAGAAACAGCCGGAGCUUCCCUUGACAGCGAGGAGGAUGAGAGUGCGGAUGACGAAGAAGUCGAGUUCGAGGGCCCGCCAGGUCAGCGUGUGCCCCAGGAAACCCAGGCAGCAAAGGAGUCACAGAAGCAGCAGAAGAAAAGACUUCACGACAUGGAAGUUGGAGAGGCGGCAGCUCUGAAACAGUCACUGGAUGACGACGAUGACGACGAUGAUGACACCGGAGGCGGGGCUGAGACCUGA
Grosmannia clavigera kw1407 is the source of this 1572-nucleotide messenger RNA. RefSeq names its product universal stress protein family domain containing protein. The record is from RefSeq and is a predicted model, not a curated record. The transcript has 3 exons. The coding region runs from base 1 to 1572 and encodes 523 amino acids. Lineage: Eukaryota; Fungi; Ascomycota; Sordariomycetes; Ophiostomatales; Ophiostomataceae.